Prunus dulcis (almond) is the source of this 1420-nucleotide messenger RNA. RefSeq names its product B3 domain-containing protein Os01g0234100-like. The coding region runs from base 35 to 1321 and encodes 428 amino acids. The record is from RefSeq and is a predicted model, not a curated record. Lineage: Eukaryota; Viridiplantae; Streptophyta; Magnoliopsida; Rosales; Rosaceae. The transcript is spliced from 7 exons. Gene Ontology annotation, molecular function: DNA binding.
CAGAGCUCUGAGGCUGCGUGUCUGUCAAAUUCCAAUGGCGAUGACCCACGAGUGGAAACACAGUAAAAACUUCAUGCUCACCAUGAAUGUUAAGAAAGAAGAACUCUCUGACCCUGAGUAUGUUCCACAAGAAAAUGAAGAAGAAGAAGAAGAGGAAGACUAUUUGAGUGUUUCCCAGUUUUCUCUCCGCAGCCGCCGAAGAACCCAUCAUUCUUCCCUUUCGGUAAAGCAGAGGGAGCCAUGGAAGACCAAGAAAAAUGUGCUCAACACUCGGAGAAGUCCUUUAAGUCCGACCCAUAUGACCAAGCGAAAAGUUCCUGGGGAUCCUCGGAAGCAUGGAGGCACCCAAGUUGAGGAGAUCCAGGCAAUUCUUGGAGCUGAAUACCCCAUCGUUGUUAAGUCUAUGAUACAUUCAAAUGUUUCCUCUUGGAAUUGUCUGACACUGCCGAAGCAAUUCUGCCAUUUGCAUUUACCAUUGCAUAAUACAACAUUAACCCUGGAAGUCGAAAGUGGGGAAAAAUAUAGAAUUAUUUUUCUUGCCGGAAAGAGGAUACUAAGUGCUGGAUGGAAAAAGUUUUGUACUGCACACAAGUUACGAGUUGGUGAUCUCUUAGUUUUACGUUUGGUCAGGCCUUUGAAGUUUAAGGUGUACAUAAUGGGAAGACAUAAUCUAGCUGAAGUAGAUGCAGCUUUUAGCCUCUUGAAAUUGAAUGCCUGCGCCAAACAUGAAGUGCUUGAGGAAAACCAUCCAAAGCCUCUUUCAAGUGAUGUUUGCCAAGGCAACAUUCGAAAGACAAGUCUGAUGUUAGAUACUAAGCCUGAGCUUAUUGAUAAUCAAACUGAGGAAGACAAUGAGGAAUUUGGCUCCAAAUUUCCAGGAGGCAUUAGAUAUCCAGUACCAGCAGCUGAUUUCGAAGAUGUUAGAAGUAUUGAGAAUUUCACCAUUCUUGUGAAUGGUGUGACUAUAGAUUCUUGGCUUUCCAAACAGCUCAGGACUAACUAUUACGAUCUAUGCUGCUCACGAGGUUCAUUUCUGCAUGAUCAUCUCCUCAAAAGUAUUAACAGUAAGUUGGCUGCUGAAAUAAUAACUGAAACUACUAACAUUGCUAAUGCCAUUAGAGCUCGCAAGCUGUCCGCCUCUCAUACUGAUUACGAAAUGUGGGAGAAGACUUUAAAUGCCUUUGAGCUGUUGGGUAUGGAUGUUGGAUUCUUAAAUGCACGACUGGAGCAGCUUCUGAGUCCCUCCUUCAGAUCAGAAGAGGCUGUGGAAUUAACGAGGAUAGAAGCUAAAGUUGAGCAAAUUUGUGCAGGGGGGAGAUGAGAGCUCUUGACUAAAGGCUUUUGGAAUUGAAAGAGAUGAUGUUAAGUUUUGAUGCCAAGAUAGAGGCUUUAAAAGAAAUUUACGAAAGGCUUGAGUUUA